AUGGCGUUGAAAACCUCUCUCCCACGCUACACAAAAGCGGCCAAUAAGCUGAAGCAAUUCGCCGCAGUCAAAAGCCCCGUGCCCGACGUGGAAACUCAGUACAGUUACGUGCACGGUGCUACACCAGCACCACUCCUCAACCACACAAUUGGGCAGAGACUGCGAAUUGGUGCUGAAACCGUACCAGACAAAGAGAUUUGCGUCUUUGUUGAGAAUAACAUCAGAAAAACGUACGAAGAGUUCCACAAGGAGGCUACACAGCUGGCAGCCGGCUUCUGUAAUCUGGGUCUGAAUCGAAACGACAGAAUCGGCAUCUGGGGCCCCAACUACUACGAGUGGCUGUUGACCAAGUAUGCGGCUGCUUUGGGUGGCUUCUGCUUGGUUAACAUCAAUCCUGGCUAUCAAACUGAAGAGUUGAGGUAUGCUUUGAGGAAGGUGGGAGUUUCUGCGCUGAUUACGCCGCCCGAGUUCAGAAAAAGCAAGUAUUAUAAGUGAGUUUUUAUUUUUUUACAAAAAUUUUGAAGUUUAUUUUUAAAAUAGCAAAAAAAUUAAAAAUAGCAAGAAGUUUCUUUCAAAGCUCAAAAUGACAAGAACUUUCUUUACAAAAUGAAAAAUAGCAAGAACUUUUUUUACAAAAAAAUGGCAAGAACUUUCCUUACAAACAAAAAACGGCAAAAACUUUCUUUACAAAACAUAAAAUGGCAAAAAAUUUCUUUACAUAAUCAGGAAUAGCAAAAACUUUCUUUACAAAACAAAAAAUCCUUUUUAUCGUAUAACUUGUCACUUGCAGUCUGCAAACCAGAAAAAUAGCUUGUUUUGACAGAAAUAGCAAGAACUUUAUUUACAAUACAAAAAAUUGCAAGAACUUUCUUUACAACCUUAAAAAUUGCCAAAAAUGUCUGCCAACUCUUAAGUUAAGCCUGUACAAAAUAUAAAAAUUUCAGCACGAUCUAUGAAAUCAUCCCAGAACUAACCAUCCUUCCCGAUGGCUGUGGUAGUGUUCAUUCCAAGAACCUGCCCGACCUUAAGCAUCUCAUUGUCUUCCGCAACGAAACCAAUCUUCGUGGCGCCUGGAACCUCAAGGACGUAGCUGAAGGUGGUAACGGCUCAAAUGCUCGCAAAACUCAAGCCGAACACGAGAACCGAGUACGAUUCGACGAUCCAGCCAACAUCCAAUUUACUUCCGGUACCACCGGUCAUCCCAAGGCUGCCACUUUGACCCAUCACAACAUUGUUAACAACGCCUGGUUCACUGGAGUACGACUAGAGUUCGACAAGGGUGAGCACAAGAUUUGUGUACCAAACCCACUGUACCAUUGUCUCGGUUCGGUGUGUGGAGAGUUGAGCUCGGUGGUUCAUCAACAAACCGCCAUCUUCCCCGCGGCUUGGUUCAAUGCCCAGUCGACUUUGAAUGCCAUAAACCAGGAGAAGGUGACUUCACUGUUUGGUACCCCUACCAUGUUUAUUGACUGCUUGAAUCAUCCGGAUCUGAAGAAUACUGAUGUCUCAUCGCUUUACAAUGGAAUGGUCGCUGGAGCGCCUUGUCCUAGGGGUAAGAGCUCUUUAAAAACGGAAAAAUGGCAAGAACUUUCUUUACAAAAAGAAAACGGCAAUAACUUUCUUUGCAAAACAAAAAAUGGCAAGAACUUUCUUUACAAAAGGAAAAUACGUCUUAUCGUAUAAAUUGUCACCCGCAGCCUGCAAAGCCCAAAAAUGGUUUUUUUGAUGCAAAUGGCAAGAACUUUCUUUACAAAACAGAAAAUGACAAGAACUUUCUUUACAGUUAAAAAAUCUUUUAUAUUCUCCUUUUUCAGACAUGAUGAAGCGACUGUCGGAAGAAAUGAACCUAACCAAGCUAGCCAUUGCCUAUGGCUCUACCGAAGUCUCCCCAAUGUGCCUAAUGGUCCGUGCCGAAGAAGAAGCACCAAAGCGUUGGGAAUCGGUUGGUACUAUCUGUGAGCACGUUGAAGUCAGUAUCACGGAUGCCGAAGGUCACGUUACUCCCAUUGGAGAGCCCGGAGAGAUCUGUGUUCGUGGCUACAGUGUGAUGCGUGGCUACUGGGACGACGAAGAGAAGACGCGCAAGGAGAUCACACCCGACCGUUGGUAUCACACUGGUGACAUUGGUAUCAUGGAGAAGGACGGUAGUGUCAAGAUUGCUGGUCGAUCGAAAGACUUGGUUAUUCGAGGCGGAGAGAACAUCUACCCCGCCGAGGUGGAGCAGUUCCUCUUCACUCACGACGCCAUUGCUGAUGUUCACGUUGUGGGUGUACCGGACGUGCGAUUUGGUGAAGAGUUGUGUGCGUGGAUUCGGCUGAAGGAUGGGUAUGAGAAGUUUACUGAGCAAGAGUUGAAGGACUGGUGCAAGGGCAAGAUCGCCCACUACAAGGUACCGAGGUACAUGUUGUUCAAGAAGGAGACCGACUUCCCGAUGACUGUGACUGGUAAGGUGAAGAAGAACAUCUUGAGAGAGGUGUCGAGGAAGGAGUUGAACUUGAUUCCUGAGGCUAUUCAUUACAAUGCCUAA
Bursaphelenchus okinawaensis is the source of this 2527-nucleotide messenger RNA. Lineage: Eukaryota; Metazoa; Nematoda; Chromadorea; Rhabditida; Aphelenchoididae. The record is from the annotation of a GenBank genome assembly.